UCCGGUGGUUUGUGGAUCGGAGGAUUUAGCCAACGAGGGUAGAGAACGCCGUGAAAAAAUUUUCAAAAGUUUUUUUUGUAGUCGGUAAGAGGAAGAUGGCGUGGGAGCUCAGCAAGGAGAACGUGAGACCAAUGAAGCACGGGCGCGACGUAGAGUGUUUGAACUCGGUUCUGGAGGCGCAGGAGAAGAACCCUAUCUCGCUGGCGAGCAAGCUGGAGGAGGAGAGGAAGGGCUUCGUUGCAGCCAUUGCGAAUUACGACGGCGACGACCCGCUAACGCCUUGGCUUGCGUACUUGAAGUGGGUGACCGACAAGUUCCCGUCUGAUGGAGUGAAGGCCCAGAAACUGCCGAUACUCGAGGAAUGUGCGCGGAAGUUUCAGCUGGACGAGCGCUACCGCUCAGACUUUCGUUACCUGUACGUGUGGGUGCAAUACGCCGCCUGCGUGGAUGAUCCGACGGACAUCUUCCGGUUUCUGGAGGCCAACGAGAUCGGUCAUCAGCAUGCGCUGUACUACGAGGCGUACGCGGUCCAUUGCGAGACGAAGAGGUCGUACGACCGCGCGAGGGAGAUGUUUGAAUUGGGUGUGGCGAGGGAGGCAGCUCCUGUCGAGAGGCUGAAGACGAAACUGGAGGAAUUCAUGCAGAGGAUGGCGAUGCGAGUGAGAAGGGAUGUGAGGAAGAUGGAAGAAGCGAGAGCGGCGGCCAAUUCAUCUCUUCCUCCUAGUAGCGGCGGCGGCGACGAGGAGUUGUCACGCUCGUUUGGGAACUCGAUCGGGGGGGGAGGGAUCUCCGCGUCGCGUUCUUCGGCGGCGGCGCGCACUCGAUCCCUCCAAACUAAUGGACAGCGCUCAUCUCAUCAUCAUCAUCAUCAUCAUUUUCAGCAGCAGCAGCAGCAGCAGCAACAGCCUCCUCGCCGACCCGCCUCCCACGGUCUUGGCUCCGCGAACGUUAUGACGAGAAACAACAAGGUUCUGCAGGUGUUUGAGGAUGGAGGCCAGCCGCUGCCGUCCUCGCGGGUUGCAGAGACUGAUUGGAUGGGAGGAGGAGCUAAGCCGAACACUACGGCAGCUACAGGAGCAGCAGUAGCAGCAGCAGGAGGAGGCGGAGGAGGAGGAGGAGGAGGAGGAGGAGGAGGAGGAGGGGUUUCUAACGACGGGCAUUGGGACAGACUGAGUAAGGUAGCUGAUGCGAGAAAAGAGAACUCGCAAGAGCCUGGCAAAUGGACAUCGGCCAGAAUUCCUCAGAAGAAAUCACUGGCGUUGUCAGCACAGGCGAGAGGAGUCGCGGCUCUCGAGGUUUAUUCAGAUCCGGACAUGGAUACAGGCGAGCAGCAUCAAGUUGGGGGGGGAACCACAGGGUUGGGCACGAAGAAGAAACAGCCUCCGACUAUGGCGUUCCGACUGCGAGAGGUGGAAGGAGGCGGGGUGGUGGUAGGCGAGGGGAGAGGGGUCUCGCUGGAGCUGGAGGAGCUUCAGAAAAACCCUUUGAAGCAUUUCUAUGAGCCCGUGCCUCCUCCCGGGUUGGAAACCAGAAGAUGGAGCAAGGCAUCCGCGGAGAGUGGGCGGCAAUGUGUGUCCGCCACACGCCAAAGCGCGAAGGGGAAUGAAUCGCAGUCUGACGAACCAGACGGAAUGAUCGGUGGUUCGUCAAAGCAGAAGGCGGCUUGUCUCCUCUUAUCCGCAGCAGGCCAUGAUGGUGUCAAUACGGCGGCGGCGGCGGCGGCGGCGACUGAAGCUCCGUCUUCUGCCCUCUCUUCGUCCUCUUCUUCAGGUCCUCCCUCUGCACCUGCCUCGUGUGGACCCGUUGCGUCUUCUUCUGUAUCUGCCCCAUCUGUACCACGCACCUCUGUGCCCCAACCCGUAGUAGUUGCCUCUCCAUCUACUGCCUCUGCUCCCCCCCUUCUGUGCCCUGCUGUUUCUACCACUACCGGUAGUCCGUCAUUGUCGUUAGCUCUGGCGGCGGCGGUUGCGAUGCCGGCGCCGCCAGCUCCCCCGCGCCCAAGCGCUCCAGCCGCCGCCGAUGAUGACAUUGGCCAGGGGAUCUCUUCUAGAUCCUGGGGCUGCGAGCCAUCGCUGUUCCUUCAACCGCUAGCUCUCUCGUUUGAGGAAUACCGAUGGAUGAUCGCGGCGCAGCGGCAAGCCGGAAAAGCCGAGAGUGCUUCAGCCGAUCAGUUCGUCGAGAUGGAUGCACGACCAUCGUCGUCGGCGGCGGAUGUUGUCGCCGCCGCCGGUCGUCUUCCUCCUUCGUGGUCCGCAGGCUGGGGGGGACCCCGAUCGUCUUUUGUCCCGACCUUGCCGCGUCAGUGUGCAGACAGAGGGGUGCUGCCGGGAGAGGAGGAUGUGCUCUCGUCGUCGGCAAUCAAGGAGCCCAGACUUGGGGUAACAUCGAUGAUGAUGCCCCCGUGUAGGGAGGAGGGUGCUACCGAUAGGGCCGCAGCUUUCGCAAGACCAGGUCUGUCGAACGGUCGCCUGUCGGAAGCCAAAGCGGCGAUUGCGAGCCCUGGACAGGGGAAGCAGGGAGCGCGCCCGAGCACGGCAGCUGAUGCAGACGCGCCAGAACGGCUGGCUACGGCCGCCGCCGACGCUGCUGCUUUGAGUGCCUCAAGCGAUGAUGGCCUCGAUGGCGAGCCGACUGAGAAUCCCUGGGUGGAUCGGGUUGCUGACGUGGCGGCUCAGGCGGCGGACGUCACUCAGUCCAUUACGCAGAUCAUCGAUGCUACCGAGUUCAAGUUUCUCCGUGGACCCUUGAUGGGGUUGCCCAAGAAGGGCCGACGAAGAGGGGGAGAUGACAGUGAUGAAGACGAAGAGAGCGAUGAGGAAGUCGACGAUUGUGAUGAGCCGCUCGACGGCAAGGUCCUCGCUAGUCAGACGGACGCAUGCGACCGAACGGUCUUUACUCGGAAGGCGGUCGAUGACAUCCUGUCUAUGUUUACCGGCGACAUGCCUCACGUGACGGGUAAGGAGAGAGGGAGGAGAGGAGGGAGGGCACCUGGGAGAGCGAGACGAGGAGGCACAGCAGGAGGGGGGGGACUGGGCCUUGGUGGUGGCGGCGGCGGCGGCGGGGGUGGUGGGCCCCUAAGUGUGUUCACCGACGAGGAGCCUGAAAUUGCUCGUCCUGAAAGAACGACCAACAGCAGGCCAUCCCUGUUGAGCAAGAAUAACUCGCAGGGAAAGAAGAUGGCGUUUGAGGUUUUUCAGGACGAUGGAGGGGAUGAUGAACCCGAGAGAGCGAAGGGAGGGACAUCAGGAGGAAGGCGGCUGGGCCUUGGUGGUGGUGGUGGUGGUGCCAGCGGUGCUGGUGGGCCCCUAACUGUGUUUACCGACGAGGAGGAGCCUGAAACGACUCGUCCUGAAAGAACGACAAACAGCAGGCCAUCCCUGUUGAGCAAGAAUAACUCGCAGGGAAAGAAGAUGGCGUUUGGGGUUUUUCAGGACGAUGGAGGGGAUGAUAAACCCGAGAGAGCGAAGGGAGGGACAUCAGUAGGAAGGCGGCUGGGCCGUGGUGGUGGUGGUGAUGGUGGUGGUGCCAGCGGUGCUGGUGGGACCCUGACUGUGUUUACUGACGAGGAGCCUGAAACGACUCGUCGUGAAAGAACGACAAACAGCAGGCCAUCCCUGUUGAGCAAGAAUAACUCGCAGGGAAAGAAGAUGGCGUUUGAGGUUUUCCAGGACGAUGGAGGCGAUGAUAAACCCGAGAGAGCGAAGCUAGGGACAUCUGGAGGAAGGCGACUGGGCCUUGGUGGUGGUGCCAGCGGUGCUGGUGGGCCCCUUACUGUGUUUACCGACGAGGAGGAGCCUGAAACGGCUCGUCCUGAAAGGACUACAAGCAGCAGGCCAUCCCUGCUGAGCAUGAAGAACCCACAGGGAAGGAAAAUGGCAUUCCAGGUUUUCCAGGACGAUGGAGGCGAUGACGAGGAUGAACGGGUGGGCGAGCGCGGGGCGGGAACAAGCGAGGUCGGGGUUCUGCAGCGAGGCCAAGGAGGAGGCCAAGGAUGAGGAUGAGGAGGAGGAGGAGGGAGAGCUGCGGACUCGAUGAACAAGGAACGGUCGUCCGGUUCGAUGUCACUUGCAAAAGGCGGU
Chara braunii is the source of this 4079-nucleotide messenger RNA. NCBI's taxonomy places the organism in Eukaryota, Viridiplantae, Streptophyta, Charophyceae, Charales, Characeae. The record is from the annotation of a GenBank genome assembly.